Molecule: messenger RNA, 1641 nt
Organism: Kuraishia capsulata CBS 1993
Lineage: Eukaryota; Fungi; Ascomycota; Pichiomycetes; Pichiales; Pichiaceae
Exons: 1
Coding region: 1-1641 (546 amino acids)
Biological process (GO): mitotic cell cycle phase transition; regulation of cyclin-dependent protein serine/threonine kinase activity
Cellular component (GO): centrosome; cyclin-dependent protein kinase holoenzyme complex; cytoplasm
Molecular function (GO): cyclin-dependent protein serine/threonine kinase regulator activity
Source: RefSeq, a predicted model, not a curated record
AUGUCGCUACAACCACAGCAGAAGCCCAGAUCACGGUCUUUGCAGCCAUUGGGCCCACCGGAAAUCAAAACCUCGCGGCCGUAUCCCGUUCGUCUGGAUCAGAUCGAAACGGAGAACAACUACAGGUUGAUAUCGGAAUACCAGAAGGAGAUCGCCAGACACUACAGAAAUCUUGAGGUGAAUUCUGCUGUUGAGCCCAAGUGCAUUGAUCAACAGCCCGAGCUCGAAUGGUACAUGAGACCGUACCUCAUUGAUUUUUUGUUGGAGAUACACGCGUGCUACAAGCUGAAGCCCCAUACCCUGUUCUUGACCUGCAAUAUCAUCGACAGAUACUGUGCUACGAGACAGGCUUAUAAGCACCAUUACCACUUGGUGGGCUGCACCGCCCUCUGGAUCGCCGCCAAGUACGAGGACAAGAAGAGCCGAGUGCCCACGGUGAGAGAGCUGGUUGCAAUGUGCCGUAACAACUUUGACGAGAACAUGUUCAAGGACAUGGAGAUUUGCAUUCUUAAGACUUUGAACUGGUCCUUGGGCCAUACGUCUCUGGAAGAUGCCCUGCAACUAGCGGUUACCUGUGCCAGAGACGAUUCUGACCCGCGGUUCAAGAAAGACAGCCAGAUGGAGUGUGCUACCAUAGUGGUUGGGAGAUACCUGUGUGAGUUAUCGCUCUUCGAAAGGGCAUACUUGUGCUUUCCAACCUCCAUGGUGGCCACUGCGGCUCAUUUGAUUGCAUGCUCCAUGCUGGAUAUCCCAAUUGGGGCCAAGUCGCUCGAGAGAAUCACCCUGGCCUAUGAGGUCAACAGCAGAAGGAAAAUGAUGAGAGAGAACCGAGGCGAAAACUCGGAAAACACAGAGCCAAAGGUGUAUGCUCCAUUGGUGAUAGAUUUUGAAGGUCUGGAGACCGUCACGCAACUGCGGCAGCUAGCACUGCUGUUCGUCAAGUCCCUGAGAAAGCCGUCAGAGCUGCUUUUCACCAAAUACCGUUCCCUGGGAGUCAUUGGAAUAGUCAACGAUUUCAUGAUGAGAGAAGAGACUGUGCUGAGCAAAUUGAACCCUGUUUUGGAGUCUGUUUCGAGAGAGGCAGACGAGCCUUUUUUGAGCAAUCUACUGUACAACCCUCAGGUCGUCUCGAUUGCCAACAUCGUCCUGGGCAUUGACCUCAAUUGGGACCAGAUGAUCAAGGACGAGGUUUCCCAAGAACUUCAGCCGGUCUUUGCUUCUCCCUUUGCGGUUCCUAAUCGUCCGCCAAUUGCGCAGUACAUGCCCACAACUCCAUACCGUUACACACGCACCAACUCGGGCUCCUCUCCAAUGCCAAUGACUCCUCCUUCCGUGACGUCGCAAUCAUCCACUUUUUCGUCCUUUUCGUCGCAGACGUCCUACUCAUCAUGUCCGCCUUCUGAGAACUUGAACGACAGCAUGGUUGACAUCAUCUCGAAGGAUCCAAAGAAGACGCAUAACAGUCGCGACAGCACAAACACAAUAGACAUGCGUGGAGAAGGAACCCCCACGCUCCAGGACAAGUAUGCAAGCCAUUAUCCCACGUCUUCUCCAAUUGACAUGUACGACGAGAAUGAGAGCUAUUCCGAUGCCCACAGUUAUCCCAUGACCAGUCCUCUUUCGUCCCAGCUGGAGUUCUAG